GGCCCCGCAGCACCCAGCCCCCCGGGACCAGCUGCACCCUGACACGGACGGCUAGCAGGUCCCCGUCCCCCGCCAUGGCCCUCUGGACGCACCUCCUGCCCCUGCUGGCUUUGCUGGCCCUCUGGGCACCGGCCCCAAGCCGAGCCUUCGUUAACCAGCACCUGUGUGGCUCCCACCUGGUGGAGGCGCUCUACCUGGUGUGCGGAGAGCGCGGCUUCUUCUACACGCCCAAGGCCCGCCGCGAGGUGGAGGACCCGCAGGCGAGGGACGUGGAGCUGGGCGGGGCGCCUGGCAUGGGCGGCCUGCAGCCCCUGGCCCUGGAGGGGGCCCUGCAGAAGCGGGGCAUCGUGGAACAGUGUUGCACCAGCAUCUGCUCCCUCUACCAGCUGGAGAAUUACUGCAACUAG
Molecule: messenger RNA, 407 nt
Organism: Zalophus californianus (California sea lion)
Lineage: Eukaryota; Metazoa; Chordata; Mammalia; Carnivora; Otariidae
Gene: INS
Product: insulin
Exons: 3
Coding region: 75-407 (110 amino acids)
Biological process (GO): positive regulation of protein secretion; glucose homeostasis
Cellular component (GO): extracellular region
Molecular function (GO): hormone activity
Source: RefSeq, a predicted model, not a curated record